CACUGAGCCGGCUUUGGGAAACCCGCGCCAACAAAGAUCUUCGCCGGGUUCCAACACCCCUCCCCCCCGGCCUGCAGACCCCAAGAUCUGUAUCCGAGGCGGUGAGGGCGUUCGCCCCUGUGUACCAAGGCCGGGAGAGAUUCCGCCGAGGCGACAGUUCCGGCGGCGGCCUCGAAGCAGCUGGGAGCGGAGCAAAAGGCCGGAGUGCCGCCCCAGGGCGCAGGGCCCAAACCGGGUAUCGGAAGCCAGGGAACUCUCCAUCGGGAGACUGCAGCCCAGCCGGGUUCCUUCCCUCCCGUGGCGGAGACGCUGCUCCCGCCCCUCAGCUCCGUACCCGCUGCUCCCCGGAGGCUAGAAGUCCUUGGACGUCUCAGUCCACGCUUCGGGCUCCCUCCCACUCACCAUUUUCACCGCGGCUGUCUGAGGAACACGGGGAAGGUAGCCGACCCGCACCGAGUCUACGGAGCGUCCUCCUCGCAGCUCCGAGACCAAGAGACCAAGCGCGAAGCCGAUGCGGCGGCGCGAGCCUACCAGGGGGCGGGCGCGCGCCAGGGGGCGGGCGCGCGCCUCGCACCCAAACGCGGUUGCGCACGUCACGCACCGCCCGCCGUUGCUGUGCAACCGGCAGACCUGGCAACGGUCGGUCUGGCAACGCCCCGUUCCAGCGACCCUCAGGGACUCCCAACUGUGGGGAGGCCUCGGUCACCUUCUUGGGGCUGGGGGGCUGGUAUCCCUUCACCGUCCGGGUCUUUGGAAGUGUAAGUGGGUCCCCUAACCCUCCUGAAGACAAGGAGGUGGAGCCUAGGCUGACACCUACCGGCGAGGGGCGGGCAAAGGAUGAACUAAGAGGGAGUGGCUCUCCCCAUGGGGCGGGGCCAGAGGAUGCCCCGCCCACUGCGCAGCGGUUGCCCUUUCAUAGAAGUAGCCACCUGGCCAGGUGUGCACCGCCGCUUGCGGGGGUGAGGGGCACGCUGGGGGCGGAGGAUGGACUCAGCCCCCGGAGGAUGCGGACGGGAGGGAGGACUGGCUGGACGACCGGCGGAACCAGGCCCCAGCCGUGGCGGAGGGGCCGCAUCCCGCAUUUUUUACCUACUUUGGUGUGAUUCCCGCCACCCUCCUCUGAUUGGCCAACACGGCACGUCGGGCCCUCGCGUGAGAGGAAAAGUCUGCACAUUUUUCCUCCUUCCCGAGGCGACCGUGGCCAUUCAGAGUGCUUUGUGACUCACCGCUAAUUUCAGGACCCCAUGUCUUGGAGAUUCCGUCAUACUUCUGUAGAGUGUGAGGCCCAGAGACAGGAAUUCAUUCAGAUGAAGCUCAUUCGCUGAGGCAAAGGGAAGUAUAGUCUGGAAGGAUGCUGCCUACUUGAAAGCCAUGCAGAGCCUUCUGGGUCUUAUAUACUGUAGAGCAUCACACUAAAUUACUCACCCCAACCUUACAUAUGGGAAAUACAAAUUCUUAUCUUGGAACAAUGUCACUGUUUUUUUUUUUUUUGGUGGUAAAAUACAUGUAACAUGCAAUUUAUCAUCUUCACCUUUUUAAGUGUACAGUUCAGUGAUAGUAAAUAGAUUUAUAAUAUUUUGCAACUCAGACAUCCAGGAUAGCUCAAUGGGCUGUCAGGCACCCUGAAUCCCCAGAUGACCAUAAUGGGGUGUUGGACCAGUGUUGACUGUGAUCUGGCUGGGCAGGACUGGCAGCUCCCCUGAGUCCUCACUAGGGAGUGGCCAUGUUGAUUUCCUGGUCUUGAUUUCCCUUGGUUGUGAGUUAGAUGCCUGUUAUGGAACAGUUUCUUCAGACUUUGUGAUUAAUUAAAAAGUUUCCAUUGUGUGAUUUCAUGCCAUUGCCCCCUAGGAGAAGUCUUGAUAUUUUGAUUGGGAGAGCAGGAUAUACUCGUAUACAUUUUUGGGUGUGUGCUUACACACACGCACACACCCCAAGUUUGGUUUUACAUUCCACAGAUGAGUUGAUGCUAGCCAAAACGGGAUAAAAAUCAUGCAGAAAGGGGGAAGUGUGUAUGUGGCCCCAUGCCAGCGUUAGGCAUAUUCUUUACCUGGUACUUUUUGUUUGUUUGUUUUUUAUAACUUUAUUUUAUUUAUUUUAUUUUUACGUGGUGCUGAGGAUGGAACCCAAUGCCUCACACAUGCUAGGUAUGAAAAUGAGUGUGAAUGUCAACUGGUGUUAAAAGAAAUGCUUGAACGACUUAACAAGGAAGCUGACGAAGCCUUGUUGCAUAACCUACGUCUUCAGCUCGAAGCUCAGUUUCUUCAGGACGAUAUCAGUGCAGCCAAGGACAGGUACAAAAAGAAUCUUCUGGAAAUUCAGACCUAUAUUAGCAUCCUGCAGCAGAUCAUCCAAACCGCUCCCCAAGCAUCCACCAUCACCAGCGGGAUGAGGGAGGAGAAGCUCCUGACUGAACGGGAAGUGGCCGCCCUGCAGAGUCAGCUGGAGGAGGGCCAGGAGGCGCUUUCCCACCUGCAGGCACAGAAGACUGAGCUGCAGGCCCAGACAACGACCCUGGAACAAGCUAUUAAAAACGCCCACGAGUGUUAUGAUGAGGAGAUUCAGCUUUACAAUGAGCAGAUCGAAAGCCUGAGGAAGGAGAUCGAAGAGGCUGAGCGGACACUGGAGAAGUCUUCCUAUGACUGCCGGCAGCUGGCCGUGGCCCAGCAGACUCUGAGGAAUGAGCUAGACCGGUAUCAUCGGAUCAUUGAGAUUGAAGGCAACAGGCUGAGCUCCGCCUUCAUUGAGACUCCCAUCACCCUGUUCACCCCAAGUCAUGGGGCCUCUCUUAGCCUUGGAUCCGGCGGGAAAGAUCUUACUAGGGCUCUGCAGGAUAUAACAGCAGCAAAACCAAGACAAAAAGGCCUCCCCAAGAACAUUCCAAGGAGAAAGGAGAUUAUAGCUCAAGAUAAAACAGAUGAAACUCUGGAAGAUGCACCAUUAAAAGGUGUGGAAGAUACAAAACCAGUGCAGAUGAUACUUAAAGAGGAAGAUGAAUCUAAGCUUGAAUCAGGGGAUGGAGAAACAAGGCCCCUCAUACAAGAAGGGGGUCCAGAGGAUGUGCCAGAUGGGGGACAGAUAAGCAAAGCCUUUGGGAAGCUAUGCAAGAUGGUCAAGGACAAAGUGAAAGGCACCAAAGAGCCUGUCCCUGAGCCCCCUGCUGACCUGUACACCAAAGGGCGGCAUGUGCUGGUCACGGGGGAUGCUAGUUAUGUGGACCCUGAGUUCUGUUCCUCCUCCAUCCCAGCCAAGGGUGGAGUAGUGAUUUCCACUGAAGAAGACUCUCUGCAACGUGACAGCCAUGAGGAGCCCACUCCUGAGCAGCCCACGCCACCUUUGGAGAAUGGACAGGAGGGCCCCCAGGGGAAAGAAGAUGAACACCCAAACAACCAGCAGGCUACAGACAAGGAAAGUGGGGCAAAUUCCAAAGAUGUGAAAGGUCCUGGGGAGAAAGAUGAUGGCCAGAAGGAAGAGGAGAAGUCCAGGAAACCCUGUCCUGGGAUAAUACCUGGUUCAGAGAGACCGACUACACACCAGUCUCUAAGGCCUGGGGCCAAUGAAGGUGGACCAGCAGGUCCUGGGAGUAAGAGCAGCAGCCUGCUGGAUAAAAGCCCUCCCAGGGCACUGACUUUCAAGAAGGUGGAAGUGGUGGAAUCCAUUGAGAAGAUUUCAACAGAGAGCAUUCAGACAUAUGAAGAAACUGCUGUAAUUGUGGAGACUGUGAUUGGGAAGACAAAGGCAAACAAGAAAUUGGGAGAGAGGGGCUCCUAAAAUGCCCAGGCUCAAUAGCAGAAAAUGUUCUUGGGCCACCAUAGGGGAAAUGCUUUGAUAUUUUAGAACAAAAGAUAAAAGAGUGGGGGUUCCUAUUUGAGUUAGAUCACGGUGGGCCCAUCUGGCACUGUCAGUGAACCUUCAUUAAAGCGUUUUCUUUGC
Molecule: messenger RNA, 3930 nt
Organism: Sciurus carolinensis (gray squirrel)
Lineage: Eukaryota; Metazoa; Chordata; Mammalia; Rodentia; Sciuridae
Gene: Bfsp1
Product: beaded filament structural protein 1
Exons: 9
Coding region: 2185-3768 (527 amino acids)
Biological process (GO): lens fiber cell development
Cellular component (GO): cytoplasm; intermediate filament
Molecular function (GO): structural constituent of eye lens
Source: RefSeq, a predicted model, not a curated record